Molecule: messenger RNA, 780 nt
Organism: Aricia agestis (brown argus)
Lineage: Eukaryota; Metazoa; Arthropoda; Insecta; Lepidoptera; Lycaenidae
Product: lysozyme-like
Exons: 5
Coding region: 66-491 (141 amino acids)
Source: RefSeq, a predicted model, not a curated record
ACGAAGGGAAGUAGUUUAGUAUAGUUCAUAUUAUUAUACGUAAACAAUUCCAUCAUAGCAUUGAAAUGAAACAUUUGUUUCUUACUUUGUCAUAUUUUGUCUACUGUGAGGCAAAAAAAUUUGAUACAUGCGACUUGGCCAAAGAAUUAAACGAUAUUCAAGAUUUUCCUAAAAGCAACAUUGCCAGCUGGGUGUGCCUCGCUGAACAUGCGAGUGGUGGGGACACCAAAGCCAUAAGCUUAACGCCGGCAGGAAUACAUCACUAUGGACUAUUUCAGCUUCCCCAAAGGACGUGCGAAGUUGGGGGGAAUGGUGGGGAUUGUCAAGUAGCUUGUCAAUCCCUUAUAGAUGACGACAUUAAGGAUGCUACGAAGUGCGCUCUGAAGAUAUUUGAAGACCGAGGGUUUUACGACUGGCUGCAAUUUAACCAGACCUGUCAAGACAUUAAUGGGGUAAAACAGAAACUGGCAGAUUGCGGCUUUAAACCAUGAAUAAAGGAUCUCCUAUCGCGCAGAUGAUUCAGAACUUGACCGAGGCUUAAUCACUUUGGUGUAAUGGUUUGUUGUGUCCACACCUGAUUUUUUGGGGUUUCUACCCAAAGGGUAAAAACGGGACCCUAUUACUAAGACUUCGUUGUCUGUCCGUCUGUCUGUCUGUCUGUCUGUCUCCAGUCUAUAUCUCAAGAAACACUACAGCUAGACUUCUGAAAUUUUCACACAUUAUGUAUGACGGACAGUGUUGUGUAUGAUAGACGGACAGAAGGACAGACAUCGAGACUUA